Molecule: messenger RNA, 4191 nt
Organism: Leguminivora glycinivorella
Lineage: Eukaryota; Metazoa; Arthropoda; Insecta; Lepidoptera; Tortricidae
Exons: 3
Coding region: 1-4191 (1396 amino acids)
Biological process (GO): DNA integration
Molecular function (GO): nucleic acid binding
Source: RefSeq, a predicted model, not a curated record
AUGUCCGAAGCAGGAAGAAACCUUCGUCCCCGCAAUAAACCGGGCACGGUUGCCCCCGCGUCGUCAAAUCCGACUCCGUCGUCGGGUCUCACCACCUCGGCGGAGACAAAUACGUGGAGCAAAGGCACCGGCGGCAACCCAGACGAAGAGCGUAUAGUCAGUGAUAGCGAAUCCGUAGAAUUCGACCACACGGUUAGGAGUCGUGAAGGCACAUUGGUCGGGCAACCAAUCGCGAGUAAAAGCCGCGCCGCGCCCGCGAAAGGUAGUCGCGCCGCGUCCGCGAAAGGUAGUCGCGCCGCGUCCGCGAAAGGUAGUUGCGCCGCGUCGCAAAGGGAUAGUAAGUUAGCAGUUCUAAUGGCCGAGCUCGAAGUUCGUAAAGCCGCCUUGGUUGUUGCUCAGAGGCAGAACGAAACCGCACAGAUUAAGUUGCAGAUUGCGCAAUGUGAAGCGCAAUCUGACUGUGCAAGCGUUUCGUCGGCUGCUCACGAGCGCACCAAGAGUUGGGUAGAACGACAGGCUAGGCAUACGGAGCUCGCGAAAACCGAGAAUGUCAUUCCCGCGCCGACUAGCAAAAUUGAAGUUAAGCCCGAGCGUCCUAAACCGUACGGUAGUCAUUUCGCGCCGAUAGUCCACAAACCUCCUGAGUUGCCUAGCUUCGACGGCAACGUAACAGAAUGGAUAGCUUUCCGCGCGGAAUUCAACGACACUUCGCCUAUGUUCAGUGACGUAAACAACAUUAUUAGCGGACCGCCACAUCUUCCCGUAGCUAGUCUCACGCGAUUAGGCUGGGUUUUGCACGGACCAGAUAAGACGACCCGCGCCGCGGUACAUUUCGUAGGGCACGCUAGGCCUAAGACCGCGGACGACGAAGCCGUCGAAUUAAUGAAGCAGCAUUUCGAUAUCGAGGCGUUAGGUGUGUCAAAACAGCUGCCUAGGGCCGACCCGGAUCAACGCGCGUUAGAUAUUUUAAGGGCAACGUGCGAAAAGAUACCGGGGGAGAAUAGGUAUCGAGCGGGACUAUUAUGGCGGAGCGAUGACGAAACUCUCCCAGACAAUCGCGCGCAGGCGUUAAAACGGUUAUAUAGUUUAGAACGAAAAUUAGACCGCGACGCGAAUCUUAAAGCCGAGUAUUCGAAGCACAUGAACAAUUUGCUAGAGAAAGGCUACGCGGAGAAAAUGGACUCGCCCCCGCCCCCCGACUCGCCCCGGGCAUGGUAUCUCGCGCAUUUCCCGGUUUUUCAUCCGCAACGUGGAAAAAUGCGUCUAGUUUGGGACGCAGCGGCUAUGGCCUACGGCAGGUCAUUAAAUAGCGCGUUACUGGCCGGGCCAGACUUGUUAGAGUCGCUAUUCGGAGUAUUGGUUCGCUUCCGCGAGGGAAAAAUCGCGGUAAUAGCGGACGUUAAAGAAAUGUUUCUCCAGAUCGAGAUUAUGGAACAGGAUCGGGACGCUUUACGUUUCGUUUUUAGGGGGGAGGACCGCGACGGACCGCCGCAGGAAUAUAGAAUGAAAAGGCUAAUAUUCGGCUCAGCGUCGUCACCUACCACCGCGCUGUAUGUAAAAAACGAAAACGCGAAAGAACAUAGUGCAGAGUUUCCGAUCGCUGCGGAGAAAACGAUCAAAAAUACGUAUAUGGAUGACAUGUUGAUAGCACUCGACAUGAGCGAACAGGAAGCUAGGCGCGUUGUGAACGAUGUUUACGAACUGAACAUGCGCGCGUCGUUUGAACUUCGAGGUUUCGCGUCAAAUCAUCCGGAGGUGAUCGCGGACGUAGUCAACAGUAAGGAGGAGACUACGGUCAUAGGCGCUAGCGAUAGCGAACGCACGCUAGGCUUAAAGUGGAAUCAUAAACGCGAUACGUUAGGGUUUAACGUGAAUUUUAGGAACACGCCCGAAAACGUACUCGACGGCCGCGAAUUACCCACAAAAAGGCAGGUCACGAGUAGUGCGAUGUCCAUAUUCGACCCCAUAGGUUACAUUAGCCCCAUAUCAGUGCUAGGUAAAGCGUUAAUGCAAGAGAUAUGGCGCACUGGGAUCGGUUGGGACACGCCCAUUCCCGUUACGCUCGCGCCCGCCUGGCGUUCGUUUAUAGAAAACGUACAGCAGUUAAAACAGCUCGAAAUUCCUAGACACGUACCCGCGUACAACCGCGAAGCGCACAUGCAUGUAUUUUGCGACGCUAGUGAAAAAAUAUACGCCGCGGCCGUGUAUCUGGUUAGCAUAACGCCCGAGGGAGAGCGUACGUCCGCGUUAGUAGUAGCCGCAAAGGCCCGCGUCGCGCCUCUUCGCGUAGUUAGCAUUCCACGAAUGGAAUUACAGAGCUGUGUGCUAGCCACGCGUCUAGCAGAUACGAUAAUAAAAGAGUCGGACUACGUAAUUAAGGAAAAAUAUUUUUGGUCAGACUCGAAGACGGCACUCGCUUGGAUUCGCUCAGACCCGCGUAAAUAUAAGACGUACGUCGCUCAUAGGUUAGCUGAGAUAGAAAACACUACCACCCCCGCUAACUGGCGAUGGGUGCCUAGUGCCGCUAACGUAGCGGACGACGCCACUCGGGGCGUCCCGGCGCAUUUUGGGGCCGACCACCGGUGGUUCGUUGGGCCAGAAUUCAUACGGAAAAGCGAGUCUUAUUGGCCGGUAGAAAAAACGCUCGCGCCUGUCGCAGACACGGGCGAAGAGCGCGCAGCGAAAGUAGUUUGCUCGCUAGGCGUUACUAGGAAAACGUUCGACUACCUACCAGAUAUAAAUAGGUUUCCGCGUUUUAAACGUUUAGUUAGAGUCACUGCUCUCGUUCUGGUUGCCGCUGAGGCUUUCAAAGCCUUAUUGCUCAAAAAGAAAACGGAAACAGAAAUGAACAAUGAACAUAUCAGACUGGCGGAGAUAUUGCUCAUUCGUCGGAGUCAGCACGCGUCAUUCCCGGAGGAAAUUAAGUUGCUGGAAACUGGGCGCGCGCUACCUAAGAAAUCACCGCUGCACAAGGUCGCUGUGAAGCUGGAUAAAAACGGGAUCAUCACUCUGAACGCGAGGAUCGACAAAGACGUCCACAUCCCAGUGCUGCACGCGAAGGAAGAUUUCACGAAUUUGCUGAUAUAUCAUUUUCACGCUCUGUACAAUCACGGCAACCACUCAACCGUCAUUAACGAGCUGAAACAGAGAUAUUAUAUUAUCGGGCUGCGCGGCACAAUACGAUAUAUUACAAACAAGUGCCAAUGGUGUCGGACCUAUAAAGGGACUACCCUCAAAGUUCCCGUAGGCGACUUACCAGCAGAGAGGCUCCAGGCGAAUCAACCGCCAUUCACUGCCGCCGCCGUCGAUUUGUUCGGCCCGAUGAAUAUUACAAUAGGCCGCCGCCGCGAAAAGAGAUGGGGAGUGUUGUUCACUUGCCUCACAACUCGAGCUGUACAUCUAGAGCUUGCCGCCUCCUUAUCGGCAUCCUCCAUGAUACUAUCACUAAGAAGAAUGAUAGCUCGACGCGGCGCGCCUACAGUUCUGUACUCGGACAACGCCACUAACUUUUACGGCGCCGAGAGAGAACUAGCGGAAGCUAAGAGAACACUGCCUGACAGCUUGAAGCCCUUCCUGUCCGAACGCGAGAUGACCUGGAAGAAGAUUCCACCUGGAAACCCCUCAGCAGGCGGCGCGUGGGAGCGCCUGGUGGGCAGUGUUAAGACCGCUUUAAAAGUGACACUGAAAGAAAGAGCUCCUCAUGAAGAAGUUCUGCACACGCUGUUGCUAGAAGCCGAGCAUAUAGUCAACUCGAGACCGCUGACGCCAGUGAACCCAGACCUCGACGACGAAGCUCUGACGCCGAACCACUUUCUCAUCGGCCGUUCGAGCGCCCUGUCGCCGCUAGGCGUGUUCACCGACUCCGUGUUGACCCUAUCGUCAUGGAAAACAGCUCAGAACUUGGCCGAUCACUUUUGGAGGCGCUGGAUAAAGGAAUACCGGCCCAGCUUACUCCCUCGGUCGAGCGCUCAUCAGCAGGUGCACAAGCUACACGAAGGAGACAUAGUGAUAGUGGCCGACGGCUCUAUGCCCCGCGGAACUUGGCCUAGAGGUGUAAUCACACAACUCUUUCCCGGCCCUGAUGGCCACGUAAGAGUAGCCAUAGUUCGUACCCGCGCAGGAGAAGUUCCUGUCAGCGCGUCUACAAGCUUCUACGCCGGUCAACGAGCGCAGUCCUGCACUCCACAGUAA